AUAUAGAAGAGAGAGAGAGACACCCAGAUAGCAGAAAGAAACCAAGCAAAUUUGUUUGCUUAAUAUCCCUGCUCUGACGUCGUUUUGGGUGAUGUUUGAGUGUACAGGUUCUCUGUUUUGUGAUCAUGAAGCGCCCACUGUGUCUGCAUCUGCAGUACUAGAAAUGCCAUGAUCAUCGAGCCCACUGACAUUGCCUUGGCGUAACUCACAAGCAAAAAUCACAGCAGUUUUACAGAAAGUUUUUUCAUAGAAAAUAAAAUACAUUCGUGUUUCGUUCGCAAAGCUACAGCCGCCACCCCUUUAUAAAUUCAGCUUUCUUCGUCUCUGUGGAUUAUUCACAAACAGAAGGAAAACACAAAAACAGAGCACCCCAAAUGGACAGGCUCUCGACCACGUCGGCCAUGCUUCCCGACACUUUCCGAGGCGUCCGCGACGACAUUAGCGGGCAGGUGGGUUUCAUUUGGCAGCAAGCCAAAGCGCCGGUGAUCGUGCCGCUGCUGAAACUGGCGGUAGGUGUGUGUUUGGUGAUGUCGAUAAUGCUGUUCAUGGAGCGAGUUUACAUGGGCGUUGUCAUUGUUCUCGUGAAGUUGUUCGGUCGGCGGCCGGAGAAGCGUUACAAAUGUGAGCCGAUGAGGGAUGACGUGGAGCUUGGUCAUUCGGGUUUCCCCAUGGUUCUAGUGCAAAUUCCUAUGUACAACGAGAAGGAGGUGUAUCAACUGUCCAUUGGAGCUGCAUGUGGGCUUUCAUGGCCGUCGGAUCGGAUAAUAAUUCAAGUUCUUGAUGAUUCAACUGACCCAGCCAUUAAGGCCUUGGUGGAAUUAGAGUGCCAAAGAUGGGCAAGCAAAGGCAUAAACAUAAAGUACGAGAUCAGAGACAAGAGGAAUGGGUACAAAGCAGGGGCUCUCAGAGAAGGCAUGAAGCACAGCUACGUCAAAAUGUGCGACUACGUGGCAAUCUUUGAUGCUGAUUUCCAACCCGAGCCUGAUUUUCUCUGGCGCUCCAUACCAUUUCUUGUUCAUAACCCGGAAAUCGCUCUUGUUCAAGCUCGCUGGAAAUUCGUUAAUGCUGAUGAAUGCUUAAUGACAAGGAUGCAAGAAAUGUCAUUGGGUUACCAUUUUACAGUGGAGCAAGAAGUGGGGUCCUCUACUUAUGCCUUCUUUGGGUUCAAUGGGACGGCUGGUGUAUGGAGAAUUUCAGCUCUGAAUGAGGCUGGAGGAUGGAAGGACCGCACCACAGUGGAGGAUAUGGAUUUGGCCGUCCGAGCUAGCCUUAAAGGCUGGAAAUUUGUUUAUAUUGGUGAUCUCCAGGUGAAAAAUGAAUUGCCUAGUACUUUGAAGGCCUUCCGAUAUCAGCAGCACAGAUGGUCUUGUGGCCCUGCUAAUCUCUUCCGAAAAAUGGCCAUGGAAAUUAUAACAAACAAGAAAGUCUCUCUGUGGAAGAAGUUUUACGUGGUCUACAGCUUUUUCUUUGUUCGAAAGAUCGUAGGUCAUCUUGUCACAUUUGUGUUUUACUGUGUUGUUUUGCCGGCAACAGUUUUGGUUCCUGAAGUGGAAGUACCCAAGUGGGGUGCUGUCUACAUCCCUUCUAUCAUUACCCUCCUCAAUGCUGUUGGAACUCCAAGAUCAUUCCACCUGUUGAUGUUCUGGAUCCUCUUCGAGAAUGUCAUGUCUCUGCACCGGACUAAGGCGACAGUUAUAGGUCUGCUCGAAGCAGGGAAUGUAAAUGAGUGGGUUGUCACUGAGAAAUUGGGAGAUGCCCUCAAGCCAAAAUCAGGUGCAAAAGCUCCCAGGAAACCUCGUUUCAGGUUUGGAGAAAGAAUCCAUUUGCUAGAGCUUGGUGUUGGGGCCUAUCUCUUCUACUGUGGGUGCUAUGACCUUUCCUUUGGGAAGAACCGCUUCUUCAUAUACCUCUUUCUCCAAUCCAUUGCCUUCUUCGUUGUAGGGGUUGGAUAUGUUGGCACCUUUGUCCCCAACUUUUAGCAAAACUUGUUUGGCAAAAAUAAUCUACUGUUCUUCUGGAGCUUCUUUCAAUCAGAUAGUUUAUGUUUCAAAUUGUUGAUACAAGGAGAGGUCAUUAUUUUAUUGUGAACAAUUAUUUAAAUACAAA
Messenger RNA from Corylus avellana, 2106 nucleotides. RefSeq names its product glucomannan 4-beta-mannosyltransferase 9. Gene Ontology annotation, molecular function: mannan synthase activity. Gene Ontology annotation, cellular component: Golgi apparatus. The record is from RefSeq and is a predicted model, not a curated record. NCBI's taxonomy places the organism in Eukaryota, Viridiplantae, Streptophyta, Magnoliopsida, Fagales, Betulaceae.